AUAACCAAGAAGUUUUUCCUGAUCUUUACUCCAGACAAUUAGUAAAUAAUGUGAUCCGUUGAUUUUAUUGUUACAAAAAGAAAACAAUUAACAAUAAAUCAAGGCGAAUCACAUCUUAAUCAUUUGAUCACCUUUUUGUCGACAAUGUGAUUAAUUUGUUAAUAGAAAAACGUCUCACCAAUUGGGUUCGGUUCCUUUUUUUUUGUUUCUAUUCUUGUGAAGGUAAACCAAGUAUUGGAUUCUGAUACUCUUGGUACUUGAUUAUUUGAAAGAGAGUUGAUUAUGUUUUCAACUGUUGUUCGAAGUGAAAUUUAAUAACCAACAUUUCCUUGGAAGAGUCUAAAUAUAAAGGCUUCACUGUGGACAAUUAGCUGAGAAUCAAAUUACAAAGAUCAAAGCAACUAUUCAGUCUGUUGUUUUCUAAUUUGUGGUAACAAUAUUUUGUUGUUUCUUGUUUUCCCUUUUCUGUUUCGGAUUAACCAUAUUGGUCAAGUUUUCAUUGUUUUUUCAACUUAAAUUGAUUCAAUUGUGAUUAGAUUUUGUUUCAAAGUGAAAGUGUCUCCGAUCUGAAGGAAAUGUCACCGCCGAUUUCAUCAGUUAAACCCAAACAUUACAAGAGGUUACCAAAAAAUGUGAUUCCCUCAUUGUACAAAUUGGAGGUGACACCGGAUUUAGAGAAAUUUGUCUUUUCCGGUAAAGUGGACAUCGAGGUAUUUGUACACGAAAGCACUGAUUUGAUUGUCGUCAAUGUCGCUGAAAUUGAGAUUCAAAGGGCAACCUUUAAAUCUGAAUCAGGGGUGACUCAUCAAGGACAAGUGACCAUUGACACGGUUGAGAAAAAGGCCAAUAUCAAAUUUGCCCAGAAACUUAAAACUGGAAAUGGUGUCUUAUCGUUUAUAUAUUCUGGGAUUCUCAAUGAUCAAAUGGUUGGUUUCUAUCGUAGCAAAUACAAGGGACCAAAUGGAGAGGAUCGAUAUGGUGCUCUUACCCAAUUUGCGGCCACUGAGACUCGUCGGGCUUUUCCAUGUUGGGAUGAGCCUUCAUUCAAGGCGAGAUUCGAGGUGACCAUUAUUGCUCCGAAAGACCGAACAGUUUUAUCCAACACUGAUCCAGUUAAUGAUAUUCCACACCCAGAGAAUCCAAAUCUUAAGAUUGUUAAAUUCGCUCCAUCACCAGUUAUGUCAUCUUAUCUCGUUGCUUUCGUAAUUGGUGACUAUGAGUAUGUGGAAACGACUACUAAACGUAACACACGAAUACGAGUAUACACACUGGGGAAAAAAGAUCAAGGGACAUUCGCACUGAAAGUGGCCUCUGAAUCUCUCACUCUUUAUGAAGAUUUUUUCGAUAUCCCGUUUCCCUUGGGUAAAUUGGAUCAUAUCGGAGUUGCUGAUUUCGCUUAUCAGGCCAUGGAAAAUUGGGGUGCGAUUAUGUAUCGAGAGAUGAGAAUCAUUACUGAUCCUUUAAAUACUUCAUCUUCUACCAAAGAAGGUAUCGCAUUAACAGUUUCUCAUGAAACUGCUCACCAAUGGUUCGGUAAUUUAGUAACAAUGGAAUGGUGGACUGACCUUUGGCUCAAUGAAGGAUUCGCCCGUUUCACUGAAUAUCUUGCAGUGGAUAAAAUUUUCCCUCAUUUUGACAUUUGGUCUCAAUUUGUUGCUUGCGUAUCACUUCCUACUCUUGAGACCGAUUCUCUUCGUAACAGUCAUCCCAUCGAGGUACCAGUUUAUCAUCCAGAUGAUAUUGACUCGAUUUUCGAUCAAAUUUCCUAUGGAAAGGGAGCAUCAGUAAUUCGCAUGUGUUACAAUUGGAUUGGAGAUAAGGCUUUUCGUAAAGGAUUACAUGAGUAUCUUGAUAAACAUGCUUAUGGAAAUGCUGUUACUCAAGAUCUAUGGGACUCAUUGGAAGCUGCAAGUAAUCAACCUGUUGGAAAGACGAUGCCCACAUGGACUAAACAACUCGGUUAUCCGGUGAUUAAAGUAGAAUCAAGACAAGAUGGAAACAAUCGUGUUCUUAAAUUAGAACAACAAAAAUUCUCUAUUGAUGGAGUAUUAACUGACGAAGAGAAACAAAUGAUGUGGAUGAUUCCAAUCUCCAUAAUCACUUCUAAAGAUCCAAACAAAGUCGCCUUAUCAACUCUUAUGACUGAAAGAACAACCGAAUUGAUUAUACCAAAUGUGUCUCCAAAUGAUUGGAUUAAACUCAAUCCAAAAGUGAUGGAUUUCUAUCGAGUAAAUUAUUCAACUGAAAUGUUGAACCAAUUUAAAUCAGCAAUUUCAGCGAAACAAUUAGUAGCUGUUGAUCGAUUACAGAUACUUAAUGAUUCAUUGGCUCUUGCACUUUCCGGUAAUAUCUCUACUCGAGUUGUCCUUUCACUCCUUGAGUCUUAUUCUGAUGAAGACAAUUAUUCAACUUGGGUCGCUAUCGAUAAUUGUUUCGGUAAACUGGGCUCGCUCCUUUCUUAUACUGAUUUAACUGAUAAAUUCAACGCACUAGGAGUAAAACUUUAUUCAAAAAUAUUCGAUAAACUUGGAUUCGAAUCGAAAGACCCUAACGCUCAUACAGAGAAUCUCCUAAGAGCUUUGGUUUUAAUCGUUUGGUCUCUUUCAGAUACGAACCAGUAAUUAAAGAAUCUUGGUCACGAUUCAAGAAUCAUCUCGAAGGAAAACCAAUAAAUCCCGAUAUUCGAAGUUGUGUUUAUCGAGCAGUCGCUUCUUCUUGUGAUGAUCAAACUUUCGAUUCUUUCUAUAAGUUACAUCGUGAUUCAGAUCUUAUCGAAGAGAAACUCAGAUUAGUUCAAUGUAUGGGGAGCACCAAUGAUCCAGCUCGAAUGCGACGACUUCUCAAAUUUACACUAUCGGAUCAAGUGAGAUCUCAAGAUGCUUGGUUAGCCAUCAUUGGUAUCGCUUCCUCGAAGCUGGGACGAGAUGAAUCUUGGAAAUUUUUCAAGGAAAAUUCAGUUGAAUUUAAAAGACGCUACGGAUCUCAUUAUGCUAUUGUCCGGUUAAUUGAGAAUAUUCUUAAAGGUUUUGCCUCCGAAGCAGAAGCCAAAGACAUUGAAGAUUUCUUCAACAAGAAUCAUUUCUCUGGUCAAGAAACAACAGUAGCCAAAGGGUUAGAUUGGAUAAGGACCAAUACAAAUUGGAUGAAACGAGAAGUCGAUGAUCUUAAAAAGUUUUUCAAAUGAUAAACUGACCACAAUAAUCAAAUUAAGCGGAAACAAAACUCAAUCAAGUUUUUGGUUUGCAUUUUUUCAUACAUUUAGUACUUUUGGUACUUUUUAUUGCUUAUUACAUAUGAUACUUUCAUUGUAGAGCCUGUCAAGGCAAUUUUAUAAUCUCUCCUUUUUCUAGUUACCAAUUGGUCCUUAAAAUUUGAUAUCGAUCAUUUUUUUAAUCAAUUGGUAUUUACAUAAUUGAGUAAAAAAGGUAGAGAAAAAAGAGAGAGAAAGAGAUCGACAAUUAUGAUUACCUAGAAAGAAUCGUUUGUAGACUUUGUCACAAGGAAAGUGAAUUGAAUAGAAACAAUUUAAGCGAUUUGGUUUAAGAUUGUCAAUACCAGUUAAACAUUAAAUGUGAAAUGAUAUUGAAA
Panonychus citri (citrus red mite) is the source of this 3588-nucleotide messenger RNA. Its product is annotated as puromycin-sensitive aminopeptidase-like. Gene Ontology annotation, cellular component: cytoplasm. The record is from RefSeq and is a predicted model, not a curated record. Gene Ontology annotation, biological process: proteolysis; peptide catabolic process. Lineage: Eukaryota; Metazoa; Arthropoda; Arachnida; Trombidiformes; Tetranychidae. Gene Ontology annotation, molecular function: peptide binding; zinc ion binding; metalloaminopeptidase activity.